Molecule: messenger RNA, 705 nt
Organism: Aphanomyces astaci
Lineage: Eukaryota; Oomycota; Saprolegniomycetes; Saprolegniales; Verrucalvaceae
Exons: 1
Coding region: 167-487 (106 amino acids)
Source: RefSeq, a predicted model, not a curated record
GGCGUUGAUGAAAUUACGUGGCUAUACUCGUGGAAAGCUCGGUCACUGCGAUGGCUCCGACACGAUAUUAUCUCAAGUCACUACUAUUGGAGUGCUGAUAUGCCAAGUAACGAGUUCAAAGCGAUAAGGAGCUGGGAUAAAUACAAGUUAACAAGUGCAGAGUUAAAUGCAGGUAGCCCUUCGACUCUUGUCGACGGAUGCCACGAUUGAGUUGAAUGACGAGCAGUCGAGAGUUGGACGGCGACGGAGCUGCUCCAACUCUGCUGGCGAUGGAGGCACCGACGCCGAGCUGGCAGAUGUAGCCGAAUGCUUUCGCGCGUGGCGAGUUCGUUGUGGACACCACAAACACGUCUUGACAUGGGUGAUGGUGGCCACAGGCGAUUCGGUUAAGCUCUUGACCGAACUGCAGUUGCCACACACGAUUUCCCCACACACGCGACAAUGGUGCUUGCGGCGGAGGACAUGGAACGUCUUUCGGCACACGUAGCAGUCACGGCGGGCGUUGUCGGGCACCCAGUCAUCGCGAAGCUUGAGUUCGUCGGCCGCGACGGAGGAGAACUUCGUGGCGAUGUUCAUGGCUUUGAAGGUUGAGAAAUGAACUGGGUGAGAAGUGUACCUUGAGGGUGGCGUUGGUGCACCGAGGAUAGGUCGGUCGCACGUCUGGUCAUAUAUCUUCACAUCCUCGACGUCCUCAAGGAGCACCCG